UGUAAACCGCUAGCGCAAUUUUAUUUUUAUCAUUUUGUUCUCGUUUUGUAUCCAAUGAAUAAUAAAAGUAGAAUGAUAAAAAAGCGCUUUAAUCUCAACAUCUUUAUAAUCUCAAAUCUAUUCAUUAACCAAAUUGUGUCUCUUAAAACCAAAUAUUUGCGGGAUUGUUUAAUUAUAUUUGUUAAAAUUCCCGCGCAAAUAAUUAACACUGUUUACGUAAUUUUUUUGUUUUUCUUUUUCUCGAUUUGAUCAGAUUUCUUUUAUUACAUUUCAUUUGACCCGUACCAAGAUUAAUGACUAGACGUACAAAGGAGGGAGAAUUAUCUUUGAUAGCACGUUUGUCUAAAAGACAUGAAUCGUCUGAAAGUUGUUCUGUACAAGACUGUUUUGGAACGUGUAAUAUACUGAUUUGCAUUUAUCCACUAUUACAUUUAUCGAUUAGAAUAAGUGCUUUAUAACAUAGUAGUAGUCUAUAAAAUUUUACUGUUGGUUAAUUCUGUGGUAUUUUAAUCUCCGAUAUUUUGCACAAUUAAACGCACUGAUACAUAACUUUGUUAACGAUAAAAAUUGAUCUCUAUUGUAACAAAUGGAUUAUUCAUUUUUUGCUAAAAUUUGGCAGUUCUUCGUAAUUUUCUAUACCGUUCAGUCCAGCUAUUUUGAUGCAACGCACGCUGUCUAUCAGACAUUGGAUCCAAACGCGCCGAAUGGGCAGCUAGAUAAUUUGCAGAAUGGCAGCAAUCCGGUUGUUAGUUUUAGGCCUAUGCCUCCAGAAAGCAACGUCGAAAGUACUUUGAUUUGGUACAAAGCCAGCGACAAGGGUAGUUAUCUUCCCUGGGUCAGAGAGUUGGACGAAUUUUUGGAAGAAUAUCGAAAUCCGCCUAAUACCACGAGCACUUAUAGAAGCUGCGAUUAUGAUAAUCUACCACCACCAGGUGAGCCUUCGGUUUGCGUUGAAGACGUGUCCACUUGGGGAAAAUGCACGGCGGAAAACAAAUACGGCUUCAUCACAUCCACACCUUGCAUCUUCUUGAAAUUGAAUAAGAUUGUUGGAUGGCAACCGGAAUUUUAUAAUGAUACCCAAAAUUUUUCGUCCUUGAUGCCAGAGGAUCUUAAAGCACAUAUCAAACAAAAAGAAAAUGCGAACAAACUGGACACCAUCUGGGUGUCCUGCAAAGGUGAAAACCCUGCCGAUGUGGAGAACAUGGGUCCGAUUGAGUAUAUACCACGCCGUGGUUUUCCUGGCUACUACUUUCCAUACAAUAACACCCCAGGCUAUCAAAGUCCUCUUGUAGCUGUGCACUUCAAAAGACCAAUGUACGGCGUGCUCAUCAAUAUCGAAUGCAGAGCAUGGGCGCACAACAUUAUCCACGAUAGGUUUGAAGAAAGUGGCUUGGUGCACUUUGAACUGAUGAUAGACUAAAUCCCGGCCAUUUUGCUCAAUCGCUCAUCAUUGCUAACCGCGUCCAAGUAGAAAACUCUUGAGCUUUUUGUGACACACGAACUUUUCUUUCCACGAAGAUGAGCUCGGCCGACGAGUUAUCACGGUAAUGCAAAUGAUCGAUAUCUUAGUUCAACCAUGUAGAUGUAUUAUAUUAGUGCUUUGACGCGUUAUCAUACUUGGCAUGUCGAUAUAUUAAAAUUUUUAGGUAUUGGUAAGCAACGUAAUGAAUUUUAAUAAAAGAUAGCAGGUACAAAGAAAUACAAGUAUACGAGCUUUCAUUUUCAAAUGCGCGUUUCCUAUAAAACAAGAGAAAAUGAUUAUUAUAUUUGCAAAUUCGGAGAGAAGAUAAUUCAUGAUAAACACAUUGCAUAAAAUUGAAGAACAACAGUUAUAUAUUGUUUUUUUAAUACUAUUUUUUUAUAUCAAACGAAUUAAGUUCAGUGAAUUCACAUGUGUGCUAUGACCUGCGAAAAAUGAAAAAGGUAAGUAAGAUACUUAUAUUUUUGUUAAACUAUUAAUUGUAAAUAAGCAAAAUCGUACAUAUAAUUUAGAAGCAGAUUCGUUCCGAAUGUUUUGUUACGUAAAGAUAUCCCGCAAAAGUUUUUAGAAAAUUGCAAAAUUUCAUCGCUUAAAGCUCCGUUUUUCUUAUUCAAUUAUCUGGAAGACGGUCGCACUUUAACUCCUGUUCUGUGUAAUAUUCCUUUCCAGACGCAGACGUUAUUGUAGACGACGGAAGAUUUAAACACAAUUGGCUAAUAAGACUUACAAUAGGCAUGAUUGUUAACGACAUCGUUAUACAUGAAAUGUGUUAUGGAAAAUAAAUCGGAUUUGCAGAA
Molecule: messenger RNA, 2277 nt
Organism: Solenopsis invicta (red fire ant)
Lineage: Eukaryota; Metazoa; Arthropoda; Insecta; Hymenoptera; Formicidae
Product: sodium/potassium-transporting ATPase subunit beta-2
Exons: 5
Coding region: 587-1420 (277 amino acids)
Biological process (GO): sodium ion export across plasma membrane; intracellular sodium ion homeostasis; intracellular potassium ion homeostasis
Cellular component (GO): sodium:potassium-exchanging ATPase complex
Molecular function (GO): ATPase activator activity
Source: RefSeq, a predicted model, not a curated record